CGAAAUCGGAAUUUCAAAACAAAUCCGUCGCGGGUCGCGUAAAGUUGAUUUUUGUUCGCAAUUUCGAGUGAAAAAGUGGCUUUUUGGCUUGUUAAUGUGUUGUGCUUAGCAGUUUUUGAUAGCUAUGGCUUGAGAUCAUUUGAAUGUGCAUUUUUAGUUCGAAAAAAUAAGUUGCUUCAGGCGUAUGUGAAAGGUAUAUGGUGGAACCACAAUUAAUGUAAUGUGAAACUGCAUCGAAAAUAGAAUUGAGGUCUCGGUGUAACCAAAGCGUAAAAAUGAAUGUCGGUCGUUUGAAGUUGAAACCCCGCGGGACGGCAUCGGCAACUGCGGGCUCCGGCAGCAAAAACAGCAGCAUUUCUUCGUUGGCUGAGGUUUCCGCUAGUUCGGCACAAUUUACGGGACCCAAGGCUGGCACCAGUGGCAGCAAAUCUUCCGCAUCAAGCUCGGGGCGCUCCAGGCACCAGUCAUCGGUGCGAUUUGCCCUCGAGGACGAAGUUAUUGGUAGCCUUAGUGCCAGUAGUGCAAGUGUUGCCAGUAGCAGUGCCAGCCACAAUGAAGACAGCCUAGAGAUUAUGGAAGAAAUCGAGGCGAUCGAUGGUAGUAGUAAGCAGGACGAGGACAGCAGUGCCAGAGACAGUAGCAGUGUCUCAGAAGCGUUACCCCCCUUGGAUAUCGGGGCGAUUAAACCUACUACUAGCAGUCAACCGACAGGCGCUGACCGGAAAAGGCAACUGUUUGACAUUGGUGAUGAAACGGAUUUUGUUCCAAGUGGCUCGGGAGGAAGAGGAGAGUUCGAUAUCGAUGAACUCCAGCUUUCAGCAGAUGCUAUCGCUCAACAUUUUCAACCGUUAAGUGAUGGAGAUGAAUCUCAGGGGGGAAGUUUUAAAGUGACCAACAAGAAAAAGUUGCUACAUCAAAAUAAUGAUGUAGAUUCGUUGGAUCAAAUACUAAAUGAAAUUGAAUCUUCGGAGGUGGAGGAUUUAGGGAAAGCCUCAAACAGUGAAAAUGAAGAAAUUUUGACGAAGUCUAAUCCCAAUUUGAAUCAAAUCGUUCACAAACCAAAAGAGCUAUCACCGUUGAACGAAGAUGAUGUGUUGAUCAAUAAUAGUAAAGUGAGCCUUAAUUCUCUGAAAAAAAUUCAAAAGCAGUCAGCAGUGCAUGAUAACAGUGGUGAUAACAGUCUCAACACGACUAAUGAUAUUUCAGAGCUUGCUCGUGACACGGAAAGUGAUAGAGUGAUGAGUGAUAAUUACGAUCGUAGCUCACAAAGUGAAGAACAGUUCAGGUCAAAAAUGAGUGAUUUAGACGCAGCAAAUUCAGCUUUAAAACCUGCACAAACAAGAAGCAAAAGCGUUGAGAUACCAGACGCUCCUGGGGGUUCGGGAGGCAAAGCACCAUUUACGAGUCUCGGUUUUAUCAAAUCGGUUGAUGAAGAAAACUCGAAAGCCAAAGAUCUAAGUUCCGAAAAUGAUAACUCAAUUGAUGAGAUUCUCGUAUCGAAUCAUUCGAUUGAAACAUCAGCAGCGGGUCCCAAAAUGGCUAGUUUACCAGAAGAACUAUUCGCCAAUGAAGGGGAACAACAUUCUACUGAUAGUAAUAUCUCUGAUAGCUUAAGGGAAAAAAUCCUCUCAUCUAGCAAAUCCUUUGAAGAAGUGAAAACUCAACACGAUUUAGAAGUGCCUAGUGAUAAAACCGAAGAUGAUAAACCAGUGACAGUGAAACAAAUGGAAAAAGUAACAGAUUUCAAGGAAGCGUUAGAAGAUAUAUCAGAAGAAUCGGAAAAUAAUUUGAAUAACCCCAAUCUAAUAGAAAAUAAAUUAAGUGGUGAAGAUGAGCCCGGUCCUUCAAGUGCUGUUAUCGAAAAAGGAAAAGAAAUCCGUAAAAUUUUGGAGGAAAAAGUUCUUCACAAACAACUUAGUAUCGGGAGCACUAUAUACGAGGACAACAAAGAAAACAUACCGGAUUCUUUGUCGUUCAACAAAUCCUACGAUUUCGAUAGUGUUGUCAGCUUGAACAUGUUUCAAGCUAUGACCAAUGAAAUCAAAGAACUGCGGGAGCUUAUCACUACCAAGGACAUUAUGCUGGAAGGAUUUUCUCGAAGAGAAUCGCUCAAGGAUUCAACGAGUAUCGCUACCAACUCCACUGAAUAUCGUCCACUGAACGAAGAUGUUGUUUCCAGUAAAGAACUGCACAACAAUAUCAACGAACAAAACCAAUGGAUAAUUGUUUUGGCUGAGAAGUUGCAGGAGUCAAACCAAGCUCGCGACCGUUUGGAAGCUGAAGGACUACGCCUGGCAACUGAAGUAAACCAAUUGCGUAAACAGGUGGCGGAUAAUGUCGAGGCAAUAAAACAAAAAGUUCAGUGGAUGCCACGGGAUCAGGAAAGUACUGGCCAGAGAAUAUCUGAAAUAUCCAUCGAUCUGGUGAGCGAAACUGAUGAUGCCUUAUCCGAUUUUCCUGAUCUGUAUGAAGAGCGUUCCAACAGAAAUUCUCGGGAACGACAGCUAGACAUCGAUUUGGAUAUCGAUUACAGCGAUCAAAAUCCGCUCCACCCAACUACCACCUUGACCAAACAGUUGGAACAGUUCAGGAAAUAUCUGAUCCCAGAGGAACUGAGGCUGUUCAACAUGGUCCAGCGAAAAUUCGACGAAUAUAUAAAACAGGAACUUGAUAAACAAAAAGAGACGCAUGAUGAUGAAAUCAAAAUUUUUCAAGAACGCCUAGAAUCGGAGAAAAGUGACCACGAAACCGAAGUGAGUCGCCUAAGGCAAAUGUUGUCCAAUGUAAAAAGCGGAUCAACGGAAGUUAUGGAUCUUCGAAAGGAACUCGAAGCACGCCAUCAGCAGGAAAUGACUGAUCUUCGCACCUAUUACGAAAAAACAUGCGCCGAGCUGCAAAAACAAUACUCGGAAGAGGUAUUUUCCCAGCACAGUAGAAGAAUGUCUGACGACACCGCGUCGGAUAUAUCGGAUCAGGAAGAUUUUCCGGAAGAGAACGGCGGCUAUCAAUCAAAGCAUGGCAGUCCCAAGCGAAAGCUAAAAGAUGAUAUCUAUCUUAGCCCGACUCAUCGGAAGAUCACUCCCACCACGAUCGAUACCACCGAAGGUAGUGCGGAUGAGGUGAUGGAAGUGGUUGUGGUGGAAUCAGAAAAGGAUUCACACUUGGGCCCCGAAGAGUUGAGAGAGUUCUAUCAGAACAAAAUCCGCCAGUUGAAGCUUCAACAUAGUGAGGAUACAUUGCAGCUGCGGAUCCGUCUCAAGCACUUCGAAGAGAAGGAAGCAGGCGAAAAGUUUAUGUCUAACAACAACGCUCAGCCGGUGAGCCAAGACGUUGCAUCCCAUCUAACACCAACAACAGCACAUGAGACUGAGACUGAGUCUGAAAAACAGUCCCUUGGUGUGUUACUAACUGCCGCCAACAACCGCACAUUGACUAAUCCAACUACUUCAACAACCACCACCGAUGCGGGAACCGAGCCAGUUGAUGAUCUGCAGGAAAUCAUUGCCGAUUACGAACGGCGGCUGCAGGAACAGGUGGCCCUGGCCCGGCAAGACGUCCUGCAUGAACUUGAAGUUCAGAUACAGGCAUUGCUUACGGACGGAAUCACCGAAGAUAGCCACUGGCCGCCGGAGUUGAUUCUUCUCCGGGAAAAGUUUACCGCUAAAAGUCAACUGGAGAUUGCUCAGAUAGAAAUAAAACAUGAACAGGAAAUGGCUCGCUUGAAAACUGAUUUCGAAAAGCAAUUGCAGUGGAAGCUGAAACGUCAAACUACGUUCGACUCCACGCGGGACUUUGAUCAAAUCAUUAGCGAGCGUGAUAAUUUACGGGAGCUUUCGUCGACUUUGCGCAAUGUGCUCGGUGAGCUGGUUAAAUAUGUUUCGAUAUGUGAGGAUGAUUUGAAUAACACAGUGUUCGAUGAGCUUCAAAAGCAUGGAAUUCUUCCGGAAAGUGAACUGCCGGAUGUAUCGACGUUAGAUUUAAACGUAUCGGAUGUGUCAACGUUUUCGACAAGAAAGUUCCUUAAAUUCACACCGGAUGUGUCUGGUUUAAUUUCCAUCAUUGAAGAUCCUUCGUUUGUGGAGUUUGUGUCCAAGGAUGCUGGACAACACGAAAAAUUUAAUCAGUCUCUCAAUCUUGAAGAGUGUUUGGACAAAUUACGAUGUGAGGCGGUACAGAUUUUGAAACUAUCUGAACGACUCGUGAAAAAGCCGGAAUCUAAGGACGAAGAUCUGGACAAAGUUUCCGAGAAAAGUGAUAGCUGCGAAGAAGAAGACGGUCUGAAACGUGGAACCGUUAAGAAAGAGAACGCUAGCACCCGAUCACUGGACCACGCCAUGGGGCGUAAAAAUUCUGCUUCAGAGAAUAAUCAAAAUAGUACCACUAGUCUUCCAACGGAUCUGGCCGCGGUGCAAUCCAGCGGUGAGCUGCACAUUUUGAUACACGAGCUUAGAAAUGAAAAGCAGCUGCUGGAGAACAAACUGGCUGAUACCUUAAGUAAACAUAACAACUUGGUGGUUGAGCUUAACAAGACAAAAAAUCAUUUGUUGGAAAUCAACAGCCAGCGGGUUGAAUUUAGGGAAGGGUACGGCACAAACGCACUGCUUCCUUGUGCCCAGAAACCUCCCAAUAGCUUUAUCGAACUGCAAGAUAAGGCGAAAGCAUUUCUGGAAAGCGUUUCCCCCGAUAACACCCUGGACCACAGUGCAAAUUUGCUGCAACUGGUAGAGGACUUCUGCCGGGAGGGCGAACGGUACCUGGAGGAUGGAAAACGAGACAAGAUGGACCUGCAGGCACAGAUUGAUGCCGCUGACAAGCAACUCAAAAUGACACGCCAGUUCCUGGAUGAACAGGCCGUCGAACGUGAACAGGAACGUGACGAGUUUGUGAAGGAGAUUGAGAAGCUCAAGGUGCAACUACGUGAAAAGGAUAAGGAUAAAGUGAACUUUGAACGAGUUACGAAAGAGGAUGGAUUUUUGUGUGACAAUUGUAGUUGUGAUAGAGAUGUACAGGCGAUUAUCGGAAAACUGGAAGCGGCCGAGCAACAGUACAAGGAACUGAGCGUUCAGAUUUCCGACCGCGAUGAUCGAAUCCGGAAGCUAGAAUCGGACCUCAAAGAUUCCAUCGACAAAGGAUUCACGCUUCGAGAAAUCAUUACUGAACUAGAAACCCACGUCGAAGGCAAAUCGAUCAACGAGCAUGUCCAGGAAGCCAAAAUAAAGGAGCUUGAGAUCUACAUCGAUGCGCAAGACCGUCAGAAGGAAUCUUUGCAUCAAGAGAUGGAAAGUCUCAAGGCAGAUCGAGGCUACGAGGAAAAAAUCGCGAAGCUCGAGGAAGAACUUCGGCUGUCGCGGCCAAGUCUCGAGCAAAGCAUGGUGCUCGAAGCUUUGACGGUUCAAUUACGCGACAUCGAGGAAACGUUGGAGCGCAAAACUAAGAAUCUCGAAACCCUGCAUUCCAACUCGGCUGCUUCGCUCGUGUGUAGCAGUCCUUCGGAAGACAUAUCCAUGAACCAGGAAAGUCCGCUGCAUAGAAAGAAAUCUAGUGAAGCCAGUUCGUUGGUUGGCGAAAAACAAAAUCCGCCUCCGCUGCCUGUCGAUGAAGUGCAACGAAUAUUUGAUAAACUUCAUCGGCACUCGCGCAUCGAAGAGGUUGCCAUCAAACGCAUUAACGAUCUGGAGAUGCAAAUAGCUGGUGUGCGAGCUGAAUAUUCGGAACUGCAACAUGAGCGCGAUGUGCUGCAAGAACGCAUGUCGGAGCAAUCGCUCAAAAUUACCACGCUUCAAUCGAAGCUGGACGAACAGCGAGUGCGUGCCGAAGAGUUACAUCGGCAGGGCACAUCACACUUGACAGUCAAGGUGCACGAUCUUCAGAACGAGUUGAUUAAUCUGAAGGAAACUCUGCAAACGCGGGACAAGCAGAUUACGAAUCUGAAAAACUUCCUAGAAAACAGCCAACAGGUGAUCGAGCGUCAAGAGAAAGAACUAGCCAUGAAUCAGGCUAACAACGAUCGUAGCCAGUAUGAGCUGAAACUGGAAGCCGAUCUGAAGGCUAAAUGCGACGAAAUACAGCAGCUUAAACAUAAAAUCCAGCAUGAGAUGAUCAACAAAGUGGCUCUCCCUGAUCUGAUGGAAACCAUGUUGGCUGAUAAAAAUGAAGAAAUCGAUCAGCUGCGAGAAAAACUGAUCAUUCUGCAACAAGCUAGUCCACCUCAUCCACCGCAAACAGGAACAGCGCAUGGCAGAGAAGAUGACAAUGCGCGAACCUUAAGUGACAUCGUUUCGAUAACGGACUGUGAUGAAUCCGACAUGGUGAUGCGACGAAUGCCUCCGGGACAGGCCGAUUCCGGACUUCUGGCAGCCGCCAACAGCAUACCGAUGAUGUUCUGGACCGAUAUGUGUGUUCUUACGAUAAAGGACACAUCCAUGCUCUCGAAAGAACCGGCUCAAACAUUCAACGUCACUGGGGCUAGUCACAGUGCAGCCGGAGAAAACCGAUUCACGCCGCUGAUGAAGCCUCAUACUGGGGCUCCUCUGCCGAAACCCACACCAUUCCCUUGUACCGGUGGUGCCGGUAGCUUUGAAGCUCCCAAUUUCUUCCCGGACCUGUCGUCGGUUCUGGGUGGUGGUUUCCUGUCACAGCCGAGGCCAACGCCUUCCCAGGGAUCGGUCAAUUCGCCUGAAUUCGUUCCCAGGCAGAUAAACUUUUCCCUUGUGGAACAAUCAUCUUCAUCGGGCGCUGGCUAUCGGGAGCCUGCAUUCAUCGAAGAAAUCUAUGACGACGAAGGAGCGGAAGUGUUGAAAGCUUCUUCCGAGCAAGGUAAGCGAUUAUCGGACAUUUCUGAACAUGUGACUGCAGAAGACAGAGAUAAAUUGGAAAACGAGCUGGAAUCGUUAAAAAUGAGUUUAGAUAGGGUUACCAAUGAAAAGAACGAAGCUUUAGAGCGGUUGCAGGGUGAAGUGCAAGACAAGAUAGAUCGGAUAUCUGAUCUGCAGGUUGAAUUGGCUGCACGAAAUCAGUUAUACGAGGAUUUGUUGCAGGAAAAGAAAGAUUUGAAAGAAGAGCUCAAAAAAGUGAAGGCUAGCUUAGUUGAACUAGAGUCAGUUUCGGAGAAAUUGGAGAAAAAGGAAGUUGAGUUGAAAGACGCUCUAGAGAAGUUAGCUUUAAAGGAAGGGGAAGUAGAGGAUUUUAAUAAUUCAAAUUCUAAGAUUAAGGAAGAGAUGCAACAGCAGUUGGUGGAAUCGCAAGGACUAAGAUCAGAUUAUCAGAAGUCUCAAUUUUUAUUGGAUACUUUAAAACAGCAGGUGGAAUCGUUGAACAAAACAAUCAGCCAUAAAGACGAACUGUUGACAAAGUUGGAGAAAGACAUUCUAAAUUACAGCAAAAAUGAAGAAAAGUAUCUUGAACAGCUAAAGGUACUAGACGCAAAGGACACCGAGUUAAAAAUUCUACAGGGCAACUACAAAGAUCGUUUGCAUGAAAUCGAUAUCCUCAACGAGGACAAUAGAUUCUUGAAUGAGGACAUUACUCGUCUUAAGAAUGAGAUUGCGAAAAGCUCGUCAACUAGUUUGCCUUUCAAUCCAUCCUAUGUACAGUUCUUGAAACAGAACUGUGAGAAAUUUGAAGAAGAGCUUGAUGAAACGAAAGCAAUGUUGACAGAAAAAAUGUUAGCGCUAGAGCGCGUUAAGAUCGAUUUGAGUGCUUGUCAACGGGAGGCUGAAGAUUUAAGGUGUAUGCUAAAGGAGAAAGAAAGCAUGAUUCAACAGAUUGGUGUUGAUGGAAACAAUUUGCAUGAAGCUUUGUCCGGCAUACAGAAUAAAAUGCAAGAAAACAAUAUUAGUUUGAAUAAGAAAUUGCGAGAAGAACAAGAGCGAAAUGCUGUGCUUCAAUCGGAAGUGAAUAAAUUGAAGAUUCAGUUACAACGAAGCGAUAACUCUUCGAGUCCAAAACCUUUUUCGGUCGAAGAAAUUGCUGAGCAAAUAGAAAAGGAACUUAAUUAUUCUGCUCAGCUAGAUUCUAGUAUUAUGAAAGCCAUCGAAAGCGAUGAUGUAAAUUCCGAGGGUGAGCUCAAUAAAUCGAACGGAAAAGCACAGAAGAGUGCUUCAAAUUUAGAUGACAUCAAGCAACAACUUCAAAUGGAGAUUGAUAAUAAUGGCAAAUUGCAUGAGAUGCUCGAGCAAGAGAAACACAAUUCCAAUGCUAUACAAAUGCAAGAUGCAGAAAUCAUUGAGGCAAUGCGUUUGCGAUUGGAAGCUGCAAUAGACAAUGAAAGUGCUCUACAAAAACUUUUGGCUGAAGAGAAAAAUAAGAACGACCGCCUAUCAACGUUGAUGGCAGGCGUUCAAAGAACUAAAUCCUUCGAUAACUAUUUGUUGAUGUCGACAAAAUCUCCUCAGGAAUCACCUCUGCGCAGAUUGAACCGAAGCAACGAGUUUGAGUCGGAAGUAGUGGCUCGUUAUGAGGGGGAGAUCAAAUUCCUGUCGGCUCAAAACGAGCGUGAACGGGAACGGGCAGUUGAUUUGCAACGCGUAUUGGAACGAGAACGGAAUCGUUUCGAAAAAGAAAUAGCCGAUCGUAAUGAGCAUAGCGAACGUGUUAAGAAAGAGUUGCUCAGAGUAACAAAAGAAAAAGAUCGCUUGGAGGUGGAGUUGGAUCACGAACAAGAAAAACAAAUCCUUGCUCACAAGGAAAUCGAAAGUCUAGAAAAGCGGAUCAGUGCUCUGCAGGAGGCUGAAUCUAUGCGCUCAUUGCGCAGAACUUCCGGUCAAAAUUCUUUGGAGUUCCAAGAGUUGCGAUUACGAUUAGAAAGUGUUGAGCAGGAACGAAAUCGUCUGCAGGAAAUAGUUCAAAGUCUUCAAGCGGAAGUUGACAGGAGAAAGCUUCGCGAGGCAAAACUCACUGAAGCAUUAAGCAGGGAAAAUUCUGCGGUCGAUGGUAAUGUACCUGAACAAUUUCUGGUGAAAUUGAGAGACCUUAAUAGCAUGCUUGAAUCCAAUGCCAGGGAAAAUCAACGUCAAGCUGAAACGCUACGGAUGAUGAUCGAAGAACGAAAAGCUCUUCAGAAACGUAUUCAAGAGCUAGAGCGCUAUAACGUCCAUAAUAGUCACUAUAACAGAGACGAUCUGGAAGAACGAGCCAACCAUCUUUUCGGCAAAUAUCUUCGUUCCGAAAGUCAUAGAAAAGCGCUAGUUCAUCAGAAGCGUUACCUCCAAAUCGUACUCAAUACCUACGAGGAGAAUGAAUCCAAAGCUCUUCAGCUGCUGGCUCAAAACUCACCACUAUCUUUGCAAGACUGUAAACUGCCGGAAAAUUUUUAUAAAUCCAGUGACCAAACAAAGCAACAACGUUCCUCUAGAAAGCAUUCUUUUCGUGCCGUUGUAACUGUUGUUAUCGCCAUAGAACGUAUGAAAUUCAUUGUUCGCAAAUGGCAAGGCGGUCGACAAGUUUGCGCAAAGGCCAUUUUCUCCCAACAAUUUACUCCCAGACGUUCGCAAUCAGCAACUACGAACAUUUGGGCGCGAUCACCAAAUUCCCACUUCGUGGAGUACAAUUCGUCUCCACCGGCACGGGAUCGAAAUUCGGCAUUCCAAACUGGACAGACCUAUUCCGGAAACUAUCUCCGAUUGCCGGAAACGCAACUUCUUAUGAAUACCGAUAUGCGCGAAAGACUUGAAGAACAGUACAACAGAUCGAAUGCAAAUCGGUAGAAACAAAUUCUGAACUUGCGAAAGAAGAUAUAGAUAUGAUUGGUAUUAGUAAAUCAGCUAAAGUAUUAAGCUUCUGAGUUGCUGAGAUUCUUACUGUCUAGUCACUUUCACUCCUCUGCGGAUCCUUAAAUUACUGAAAUCUCGGUAACAAAUUAUAAGCUCAAUCUGAAACAAAUCGAAUUAAUUGAAAAUUUACCUUAAAAGUUGAUCUCUUUCCAAUUCUAUAACAAACACACUUGUUGUAUAAGCAUGACAAUAAAGUGCCUUACAAACCAAAGUUAGCAUAGCGCACGUAAAAACAUCACAGAACUUAGUUAUUUGUGCUUAUUUGGAGGAAGAACAAAUGCAAGCAACAAUGAUAAAGUUGAAUCUAGAAGCACAAAUGAACCUAUGCAAACCCAGUCAGUUGAGAGAUUUCAGAAGUGAGAAAAAACGCUUACGGUUGAAAGAACCAACAGGAUAAUCUAUUACUCUGCGUUUCCUUCGCCCCACAUUCUCAUUACUCACAGAAGAAGGUAGCUUUUAUUGCAAAAACUUCAGCAGUUAAAAGUUUCACCCACCGACUGCCAACUCAUGCUGCAGGAUAUGAAUGCGAGCUUAUUUUUUUUUAAUCUUAAUUUAACUUCAUUGGUUAGGAGUGUUUUUAUCAUUGACAGUGAAAGCAUGUAUGUACCUACCUACCAUAUUUUUUUAAGUGAAAGACAAUGUUCGUACUAAUCCUAGAAUUUCAAUCUUAGUUGUACAAUAAUUGAUUAUAUAAAAGUUCUUCACGUGAAUAAACAUUGAA
Molecule: messenger RNA, 10491 nt
Organism: Uranotaenia lowii
Lineage: Eukaryota; Metazoa; Arthropoda; Insecta; Diptera; Culicidae
Product: A-kinase anchor protein 9
Exons: 13
Coding region: 276-9704 (3142 amino acids)
Biological process (GO): signal transduction
Molecular function (GO): molecular adaptor activity
Source: RefSeq, a predicted model, not a curated record